UCUCUUAUAAAUUUUGUCCGAAGAUCUAUGUUUGUGUGUUCUCUGCUGACCUUCAUUCAUUUCCUUUGCGAGUACAUAAUGGCCAACGCUAAAGAACGUACCUUCAUCAUGAUUAAACCCGAUGGAGUCCAACGUGGACUCGUCGGGAAAAUCAUUCAACGUUUCGAGGAAAAGGGUUACAAACUUGUAGCCCUUAAGAUGGUUUGGCCUACCGAAGAGCUUUUAAAGAAUCAUUAUGCUGAUCUAUCGUCCAAACCUUUCUUUCCUGGUCUUGUAAAAUAUAUGAGCUCUGGACCAGUUGUACCUAUGGUAUGGGAAGGCUUAAAUGCUGUGAAAACUGGACGUGUAAUGCUUGGAGAAACAGAUCCAAAGAAUUCAGCUCCAGGUACGAUUCGUGGCGACUUUUGUCUUCAGGUUGGACGUAACAUAAUUCAUGGUUCUGAUUCGGUCGAAUCUGCGGAUAAAGAAAUAAAGUUGUGGUUUGGAAACACGGAAAAGGAUAGUUUGAUAGAUUGGGCAUCUUGGGCUGAAAAAUGGAUCUAUGAAUAAACAGCCAAGAGGUAACAUUUUAUUACACACUGCCAUUGUUAAAAUUAUAUUCUGCAAUCCUAUAAAAAAGUUUCCAACCUGAAUCAAAGUGGAAUACAUUGUAUUACUUAUGCAAGUACUUUUGAUCACACAGAAGCCUUAUAAGUAAUAAUUAUCAGACGUCUAUAAAUCAUUUAUCAACCUGUAUUAAUCAUUAUUAACAAAGAUAAUAAGAAAAAGAUUAAAUAUAGUUAUGAUAAACAUGGACAAUAGGAAAUGAUAUUUUAAAAAAACGAAUUUAAUUACAAAAAAUACUUUUCUGUAUCAACAAUACUCUUAUAUGUUUAUAUGUAUAUGUAUUCUUCCUAUUAAAAUAAUAAAAAAAGUAUACAAGUAA
Messenger RNA from Vespa mandarinia (Asian giant hornet), 925 nucleotides. RefSeq names its product nucleoside diphosphate kinase (gene awd). The record is from RefSeq and is a predicted model, not a curated record. Gene Ontology annotation, molecular function: nucleoside diphosphate kinase activity. NCBI's taxonomy places the organism in Eukaryota, Metazoa, Arthropoda, Insecta, Hymenoptera, Vespidae. Gene Ontology annotation, biological process: GTP biosynthetic process; CTP biosynthetic process; UTP biosynthetic process.